This is a messenger RNA of Aspergillus tanneri, 1500 nucleotides long. RefSeq names its product RNA-dependent ATPase DBP3 (gene dbp3). The transcript is spliced from 3 exons. Bases 1 to 1500 code for a protein of 499 amino acids. Gene Ontology annotation, cellular component: nucleolus. Gene Ontology annotation, molecular function: RNA helicase activity; RNA binding; ATP binding. Gene Ontology annotation, biological process: rRNA processing. The record is from RefSeq and is a predicted model, not a curated record. NCBI's taxonomy places the organism in Eukaryota, Fungi, Ascomycota, Eurotiomycetes, Eurotiales, Aspergillaceae.
AUGGCGAAACAUGACUGUGAAAAUAAGGAGGGUCUUGAGACGAGGCCAAAGAAAAAGUCCAAAACUGAAAGGUACCCAAAACAAAAGAAUGUGAAGCCUCAGCAAGGACACAUUCAUGACCUUUCUCAAUCAUUCGCGCCAGAAGGCAACGUGUCCCAAUCUGAAAUUGAUGAGUUCAUGGAGAAAAAUACUAUUAAGAUAACUGAUAUAACUAUUGGAAAUGAGGCUUUUCGCCCGAUCUUGUCAUUUUCACAACUUCCGCCCUGUGAUAGCGACAUUUACGGGCCGUUGAGGUCGUUUACCUCGCCAACAGCCAUCCAGUCGACCACCUGGCCAUUUAUUUUUGCCGGCCGUGAUGUUAUUGGCAUUGCAGAAACUGGAAGUGGAAAGACCCUUGCUUUCGGUCUUCCUUGCUUAAAGAAGAUACAAGAUUACGGGAAAAAGAAAAAACGGAGAUCCGCUCAACCAGUGGCCGUGAUAAUUUCUCCCACUAGAGAGCUCGCGAUGCAGAUAUACGACCAGCUCCUAAAAUUUGCAGAGCACACGGAUAUUCAAUUGGCUUGCAUAUUUGGCGGGGUAAAAAAGGAUGAGCAGCGUGAGAGUCUGAAAAAAGCGACAGUUGUCGUUGCGACACCUGGUAGAUUGAAGGACCUCCAGAAUGAUGGCUCAGUGGACCUGGGGAAAGUAAAGUACCUGGUCUUGGAUGAGGCGGAUCGGAUGCUGGAUAAGGGUUUUGAACAGGAUAUAAGGGACAUCAUUCGGUCCAUGCCCACAAGCCGGCGCCAAACUGUUAUGUUUACUGCAACAUGGCCUCCAGUUGUCAGAGAUCUUGCGUCUACCUUCAUGAAUACGGCUGUGACUGUCACAAUUGGCGGAGAUCCAUCUGCGGAUCCGCGUGCGAACACGCGGAUAAAACAGGUCGUGGAAGUGGUGCAGUCUCGAGACAAAGAAUCUAGACUUGUACAGUUGCUCAAUCGAUGCCAGCGAGGGGUGUCAGCUCCUGAAAAAGUUUUGGCCUUUUGUUUAUACAAGAAAGAAGCAGUUCGUAUUGAAAGACUACUUCGCUCAAAGGGAUUUAGAGUUGUUGGAAUACACGGUGAUUUGAAUCAGCAAGAACGAUUCAAGAGCUUGGAGGCUUUUAAAACGGGAGCUGCUACUGUCCUUGUUGCAACUGAUGUGGCAGCUCGCGGUCUCGACAUACCUUCAGUUAAACUUGUCAUUAAUGUUACAUUUCCCCUCACCGUUGAGGACUAUGUUCAUCGGAUUGGCAGAACUGGACGCGCCGGCGCCGAGGGUCAUGCGAUAACUUUAUUCACAGAAACUGAUAAGGCCCAAUCUGGGGCAUUGAUCAAUGUCCUGAAAGCCGCCAAGCAAGAUGUACCGGAGGAUCUUCUCAAAUUUGGAUCAACUGUUAAGAAGAAACAACACGACGCUUAUGGUGCAUUUUUUAAAGAUGUUGACUCUGGCAAGGCAGCGACAAAGAUAGUUUUUGACGAGUGA